AUGCUGGCCUCAGCUGGCGGUAUGGGUGGACUGAACAGCUCCGCCCCGGGAUCUGAUAACACAAACCUCAUCGACAACUCCGAAACGGUCUAUAUUUCAUCCCUUGCGCUGCUGAAGAUGUUGCGGCAUGGAAGAGCUGGAGUACCGAUGGAAGUCAUGGGCCUAAUGCUGGGAGAGUUCGUGGAUGACUUUACAGUCCGGGUUGUAGACGUGUUCGCCAUGCCUCAGAGUGGUACUGGUGUUAGUGUCGAAGCAGUGGAUCCCGUUUUCCAAACAAAGAUGAUGGACAUGCUACGGCAAACCGGGCGGCCCGAGACUGUUGUUGGCUGGUACCAUUCACAUCCUGGGUUUGGCUGUUGGCUUUCUUCGGUUGAUAUCAAUACACAACAAUCCUUCGAACAGCUAACUCCCCGAGCUGUGGCAGUCGUGGUUGACCCUAUCCAGUCUGUCAAGGGUAAGGUCGUCAUUGACGCUUUCCGGCUGAUUAACCCACAAUCUCUCAUGCUCGGCCAAGAACCCCGCCAAAGCACAUCGAACUUGGGCCAUCUUAACAAGCCCUCGAUUCAGGCACUUAUCCAUGGCCUCAAUCGGCACUACUACAGCAUUGGGAUCAACUACAGAAAGACUGCCCUUGAAGAGAACAUGUUGAUGAAUCUGCACAAACACGUCUGGACCGAAGGACUACAAAUGGAUGACUUCAGAGUAGAGGGGGAUAAGAACAAGGAACGGUUAAGGAAGCUUGUAGAUCUCUCCGAGGGGUAUGAGAGGAGGGUAAAAGAGGAGACGGAAUUGACCAAAGAUCAAUUGAAGACACGAUACGUCGGCAAGGUAGACCCGAAGAAACACUUGGAGGAUGUCGGACAACAACUCAUUGAGGAUAACAUCGUGUCAGUAUCGAGACAGAUGAUUGACAAAGAGGCGUCAGCUCCUAAGGAAAAGCUCGAUGCAAAUGGGCACGCUAAUGGUGAUGCAAUGGAUGUGGAAGAGGAGCUAUGA
This is a messenger RNA of Venustampulla echinocandica, 996 nucleotides long. Its product is annotated as JAB1. NCBI's taxonomy places the organism in Eukaryota, Fungi, Ascomycota, Leotiomycetes, Helotiales, Pleuroascaceae. The coding region runs from base 1 to 996 and encodes 331 amino acids. The transcript has 3 exons. Gene Ontology annotation, molecular function: metallopeptidase activity; protein binding; proteasome binding. The record is from RefSeq and is a predicted model, not a curated record. Gene Ontology annotation, biological process: proteasome-mediated ubiquitin-dependent protein catabolic process; protein deubiquitination. Gene Ontology annotation, cellular component: proteasome regulatory particle, lid subcomplex.